AUGUUGGAGCGGAAGCCUUCCCCGAACCUUGGCGUGUCCAGGGCAGUGGUGCACAGGCCACAUUGGAGCGGGGUUAGGGGUGUGAGGGCCCAAAAACAACAGAAGGGGAUGCGCUGUAAAGUCAACAGAAACACCAAAACGCCACAUAUCACCACGACUCGACUCGUGGAUGCAGGAUUUUGCUUUGAGCUGCUGCUGUGUCUCUCUGCCCGCAAACCCAUCCCUGUCCCGAUGGACCCUGAAUUUCUCGUCAAAUUGCUGAGGGCGUACGACGCGUCAUUCGAUGCAGCGGCGGUGAGGGCCGCCUUCAACGGCUCAUCCACGGGCAACCAGUUUGUGCAGUGGGCAACAUCCCAUCUCACCCCGGACACUCUCCUCACCCCGGACGAGUUUGCCCAAUAUGCUGCACUGGAGAAGGCCGGCAUUGUCGACAAGCUGGCAUCAUCCUCGGAUCUGGCUGCUGUUCAGGGGCUCACGGAUGAGAAUGUCAGAGACGCCAUCGAACAGCUGGACAGGUCUACCCAAGCCAUCACCAAGCAGACCGAGACCCUGAAGCAGCAGCGUGAGGCCCUUGACCGCCUCGUGGCUGCGGAUCGCCAGACUCGCCAGGAAAGACGGGUGUUUGAGUCGGAGCAGGACCGAAAAUAUGAGUCCCAACGUAGGGAUCUUACUCUGGCUGUGCGUUCAGAAACACACACGUCCCCUCCUAUCUCGACCCUUGCGAGCUUGCAAACCACAGGGGCCGGCCCGGCCAUCCAGCAAACCGUCGACACCCUGUUCCGCUCAGACGAUAAGCUCCUGGCAAGCCUCCAGAAACUGGGAUGGGAACUGGAUACAAAAGACCCUGAAGAGCAAAAUCAUGUCGUCAUGCUGCGUGAAACAUGUGCGAGACUCGAUCGUAUCUAUCUUGAGACCUUGGAGGAGAAGAAUUCAGGGUCCAGCAGCCGAGUCUCACCUGGAGAAGUCUCUUCCCUGCAGGAAGAGGUCGAAUCCCUCUACUCCGAGAUCCUGCCUGUUGCACAGAUGUCUGUCGAGCAGCAGUUUCUCGAGCCGGCGCUGAAGAAGGUGGAGGCCAAGAAUGCCCAGGAGCAAGCAAAGUCGAAACAGGCAACUGGAUAUGUGGGUGGCUUGGACACAGCAGUAGGGGUCCUCGGGCUAACCGCGGCCCAGUCAGAGGUUGCCACCAAGGUCGCACUCGCAACACCGCGUUCACGUCGUCCGACCGUUAGUCAACGCGGUGUGAUGGAUUCUCCCGUUCGUCCUCGGCCCAGACAUGCGCGACGCUCUUCUGGGAUGGGCGGUGCUAUGGAAGAGUCGCCACUGAACGAGAUAUUGCGAUCGCUUGCUAUCAGUUUACCCCACGAGGAAGAGGGGACACCUGACUUCCCAGCUCGGGCAAGGGAGUUGGCCAGUAUUCUCGCCGAAAGGCGCAGCAAGACUGAGGAUAUUGCCAAGAACGUACAAGAAUCGUUCGAUUACACGGCCACCAGACAGAUUGCUGAUGGAAAGGUUGCCAUCCAACUCAUUCGUGACUCGAUCCUGGCGGAGAGCCCCUUUGGACAUGUUCGACUGGUGGACCCCGAGAUCGAGAGUUCGAUCGAUGUGCUCUCUCAGGAACUGGAAAAGAUUCGCCAAGAGAAGGAAGGGCUCAACAACAGCAUGGCCAAACUCAGGGCCAGAAGCGCAAAGAAGGAUGAGCUCAUCGCUCGUUGGGGUUCGUGA
This is a messenger RNA of Podospora anserina S mat+, 1722 nucleotides long. RefSeq lists its product as uncharacterized. Lineage: Eukaryota; Fungi; Ascomycota; Sordariomycetes; Sordariales; Podosporaceae. The transcript is spliced from 5 exons. The record is from RefSeq and is a predicted model, not a curated record. The coding region runs from base 1 to 1722 and encodes 573 amino acids.